This is a messenger RNA of Bursaphelenchus okinawaensis, 4894 nucleotides long. The record is from the annotation of a GenBank genome assembly. NCBI's taxonomy places the organism in Eukaryota, Metazoa, Nematoda, Chromadorea, Rhabditida, Aphelenchoididae.
AUGGUCAAAGUGUUCGACCUCAGCAAUAAAGCUUCAGACAAUAAAGGGAAGAAUAACACUGGUAAGUCAGUAAAAGUCAUUUUUAUCACUCUUUGGUAAAACAAGACAUUGUAUUUUUACUUAUUAACACAUAUUUCACACCGUAGAACGUUUAUGUAAACUUGGGAAUGGAAAAUUUUAACGGUUUUGGCUUUUUGACGAAAUGCCACAAAAAUUAUCGGUUUUUUAAAAACGUCAAAAAUUAUUUGAAAAUGCUUUGAAAUAGUCUAAAAUAACGUAAAAUUAUGUUUCAACGUUUUUUGAGUUUGUGACGUAAUGUCACAAAAGUUAUUGGAUUUUCAAAAAUGUCUAAGAGUGUUUGUAAACGUUGAAAAGCAACUUUAAGUAAUUAAAAGUUAAUGUUUAAAGCGUUUUAAAAGUUGUAACGAAAUGUCACAAAAACUAUUGGAUUUUUAAAAACUGACAUUUCGCAACUAUUUUUUAAUAAAUAUUUCAAAAUAUCAAAAAAUACACUCUUUAUUUUUAAAUCUACCUUUUUUACUUUUAGAUGACACGCCCACAUCAACACUAUCACCAAUACCCACAACCGGCGCGCCAAACCCAGUACCAGACGACGAACUGAACAUUGCUGACCCCAUCGUCAUACCAGAAGGUUCUACAAAGUAUCAAAGCUUCAAAGAAUACACAGAAGCCUUAACUGACUCUAUGGACUUGAAACAAAAACCUUGUACCAACUUCUACGAGUACGUGUGCGACAACUACGAAAGUGAUACAUUCUCCAAACUGAUGAUGAAGAACCAACUAGUUCUUCUGAAAGCCUUUGACAAUGCACCAACAUACGAAGCUGAACAUAAGCUGCGUGGUAUUCGAGAACGAUGCGUCAAAUCCCAAAAAGACCAAGAUAGUACUAAAAAAGACAUUGAUGGUACCAAGUUUGUACCAAUGUACGAUGCUCUUGUCACUGAGCUUGGACUGCCAUUCCCAAUACUAGACGAAAAUGCUGCUCCAGCCAAACCAUCAGCCGAACAGCUGGCUAAAGCUAUGUUGUACUUGGCCAAACGUGGUGCUAAUGUGUUUGCACCAAGUGGUAUAUUUCCAAUUUUGACUGACGAUAUGAAUCAGCAAAAGGUCACCGUCGGCUUCUCGGAGCCAAGCUUGUAUAGUACCAAGUACAAUUUUGAUACUAAAGAAAGUGUUGUCAAAAGUGCUUUGACUGACGCAUUCACAGCUUAUGCUAAAAAGAUGGCUGUGCUAAAAGGUGUUAGAGAUCAGCUAAAAGAAGACAAGUUGGCUGAAGACAUUGAGAAGAUAUGGGAAUUGGAAAAAUGGAUUGCUAGUAAUGUGUUGUAUGAUCAGACUGAUCAGAAGACUUUUAAUGAGUAGGUUUUAACAAUGCUUGAAAAGUAGCUUAGAAGUUAUUGGCAUAGGCUUAAGUCUAGGCUAAAACUAGAAUCUAAGGUUAGAGUUUGUCGGCCAGAGCUCGGGCUAAAGCUUAGGUUUGAGCUUGGGCUAUAUUGUAAGUUAGAACCACUCAAAACGAAUGCCAAGGCAAGGAAGGGCAAGGCAAGGCAAGGCAAGGCAAGGCAAGGCAAGGCAAGGCAAGGCAAGGCAAGGCAAGGCAAGGCAAGGCAAGGCAAGGCAAGGCAAGGCAAGGCAAGGCAAGGCAAGGCAAGGCAAGGCAAGGCAAGGCAAGGCAAGGCAAGGCAAGGCAAGGCAAGGCAAGGCAAGGCAGUACUACAACGUCACUUUACACUAAUAUAACAUAUGUUCCCUUACUUUAACAUGCUUUUUCCAGAAAAUUCACUUUCUCAACAAUCGACGAUGCCUCCAUAGCCAUAGGACUGUUUGACAUCCGUUACUACCUCACCAAUCUCUUAUCAGACCAAGACCAAGCGAUCAAAAACAAGGUCCUAUCAAACACGUACAAGAUCGCCAUUAUGAAUCAAGAUGGACUAACGAGACUAGCUCAACAUUUAGCCACCCUUGACGGUCGAACAAUCUACAACUACAUCUUUUUGAAGUUUAUUCGCAAAAAUGCUUUUCGAAUUACAAUGACUCCGACGGUACAACCCACCAAUCUCAUCGUAGCUACCGAUGUGAAGCCGGUCGACAUUGAAAUUGAUUUUCCGGUCGAUUUCAGUCCUUUUGGGAUUGUCAAAACUCCAAAACCUUUAGGCAAAAUGACAUUGUUUGCUGAUGACAGUGAUGACAAACUGAGAGCUCAGUGUAAUCAAGUACUAUUUCAAUAUGGUGCAGUCUUUGGUGAUCUGUUCGACCGGUUUUUCAUUGAUUCUGUGUUACCUACAGAAGAUGAACGCAACGCCAAGUAUGAUGUUGUUAAAGAGGUUGCUGGAAACAUCAUUGAUGGGUUUAGGGUAAGAAGCCCGAGUCCUAUCCUAGAGCCCUAGCCCAAAGCCUUAGCCCAAAGCCUUAGCCCAGAGCCCUAGCCCAGAGUCCUACCCAGAGCCUUAGCCCAGAGCCCUAACCCAAAGCCACAGCUCAGAGCCCUAGCUCAAAGCCCUAGCCCAGAGCUCUAGCACAAAGCCCUAGCCCAGAGCCCUAGCCCAGAGCCCUAGCCCAGAGCCCUAGCUCAGAGCCCUAGCCCAGAGCCCUAACCCAAAGCCAUAGCUCAGAGCCCUAGCUCAUUCCGCCUAAGAUCUAGCCUAAGAGUUUUAUCUUUAGUCCUGGCAAGAACUAUAGGCUACGUCUUAGGCUCAGUUUUAACUUAACUUCUAGCCGUAGUUCUACCCCGAUCUCAGUCUCAGUCUUAGUCUAAUGGCUAGCCCAAUAUUUGUAUUAGUCUAAGCUCUAGCCUGAUCUCUAGUGUAAGCUCUAGGUCAAGUUCUAACUUUUUCUUUAGCUUUAUUUCUUACCUUACAAUUAGCUCUCGCUCAGACUCUAGUCUAAGCUCUAGCUUAAUUUCUAUUUUUACCUCUAGUUUGAGCUUUAGACUAAAAGUUAGCUUAAGAUUUGGCUUAAGUGCAAACUGAAGUUCUAGCCCAAAGUGUAGCUUAAGUUCUAAGUUGAGCUCUAGCCUAAGCGCUAGUCUAAGCUUAGUUUUAGCUGUGUUGUGUUUUUUUUGUUUAGUCCUUAGCUCAUUAUAGCAAUCAUAACAAUAUCCCUACAUUUCCAGGCCCAAAUCAACCAACUUCCCUGGACAGACGAUGCCAAAGCCAAUGCGUACAAGAAGGUGGAGAAUCUUCAAAAGAACUUUGGAUUUAACACCGAAAUCCUUAACAACAACUACCUGAACGUAAAGUAUCGAUGGCUGUCCCUCCCAAAUGAUUACUCUUUCUUUGAUUUGGCUGACCAUAUUCUUCAAGGUUUCCUCAAAGAACAACUCAAAAACUUGGGUGAAACGGCAGUAGACCGUGCCGACUUUGGUCAACCAGCCUAUCUGACUAACGCUUGGUACAAGCCUACAGCUAAUUCGAUUACCAUCCCUGAAGGUAUACUGUCCCCACCGUUCUUUGAUCAGAAUUACCCUCUAUCAGUGUUGUACGGUAGUAUUGGCAUGGUAGUUGGGCAUGAGAUCGUGCAUGGCUUUGAUAACAGUGGAGUUCAGUUUAAUGAAGUUGGAUUCUUGAAGCCAUGGUUAGAUAGUCCAAGCCAAGGAGAAUUCGACAAAAUGGCCAAAUGUGUAAUUGAUCAGUAUAGUGAUUUUGAUGUUAAUGGCAACAAGAUUCAAGGAGCGUACACUCAAGGAGAGAACAUUGCUGACAAUGGAGGUAAGGGAUUUUAGGUAGUAGGGUAGGAUACGGUAAAGCUUUAUGGCAGAAUAAAACCAAAAGUACGGUAGGCCAUAAAGUAUCGUAAAUCCUAAAAUACGGUAAGAUCUUAAGAACAGCAGAGUUUAGGAUACGGUAGGGUCUAGGAUGCGGUGAAGUCUAAAGUACGGUUGAGUCUAGGAUAAGGUAAGACGUAGAGUACAGUAGGGCUUAGGGUACAGUAAAACUUAAGGUACGCUAGAGCUUAAAAUACGGUAGGGCAUAGAGUACGGUAACAUUAGGGUAUGGUAGGGCCUAGGAUACUGUAGGGCUUAGGGUACGAUAGGGCUUAGAGACGGUAGGGUCUAGGGUACAGUAGGGCUUAAGGCACGGUAGGGCUUAAAGUACGGUAAGCCUAGGGUACGGUAGGGCUUAAGGUACGGUAGGGCAUAGGGGUAGGCCUAGAAUAUGGUAGAGCCUAGGAUACUGUAGGGCUUAGGGUACAAUAGGGCUUAGAGACGGUAGGGUCUAGGGUACAGUAGGGCUUAAGGCACGGUAGGGCUUAGGGUACGGUAGGCCUAGGGUACGGUAGGGCUUGAAGCACGGUAGGGCUUGGGGUACGGUAGGCUUAGGGUACAGUAGGGCCUAGGGUACGUUGGGGUCUAGGGUACGGUAGGGCUUGAGGAUACGGUAUAACCUAAGGUAGAGUAAGGCCUAGGGUACGGUAGGGCUUAGUAUACGUUACGAAAUAAGAUAGAGUAAGAACUAGGGUACGGUAGAGCUGAGGAUACGGUAUAACCUAAGGUAGAGUAAGGCCUAGGGUACGGCAGGACAUAUAGUAUAGUAUGUGGAUGAACGUCAGAGUACUACCAAAUUAACUUUUAGGUGUCCGAGCCGCCUAUAACGCCUACAAAUUCCACGUAGCGAUCAGUGGUGAAGAUCCUCGCUUACCAGGCAACUACAAAGACCUAACUCACGAUCAACUGUUCUUCAUUUCCUUUGCUCGUGAAUUCUGCACAACUAGACAAUACGACGAUGAUAUGCUACACACUGAUCCUCAUUCACCGGCCAAGUUCCGUAUCUUGGGUACGCUACAGAACUUCCCUGCCUUUAAAAGUGCAUUCAAUUGUAAAGAUGACGAAUCUUAUUCGAAACAGCAAUGUCAGGUCUAUACCAAGGUUAAGUAA